This is a messenger RNA of Teleopsis dalmanni, 3333 nucleotides long. Its product is annotated as MAP kinase-activating death domain protein-like. The transcript has 12 exons. Gene Ontology annotation, molecular function: guanyl-nucleotide exchange factor activity. NCBI's taxonomy places the organism in Eukaryota, Metazoa, Arthropoda, Insecta, Diptera, Diopsidae. The coding region runs from base 1 to 3333 and encodes 1110 amino acids. Gene Ontology annotation, cellular component: cytosol. Gene Ontology annotation, biological process: regulation of Rab protein signal transduction; regulation of apoptotic process. The record is from RefSeq and is a predicted model, not a curated record.
AUGUCUUCUAUUAUUUUCAGUGUAUCUCAAGCUCGAUUACCAAUGCAAUCCCCUUUGCAAUCAGCAUUUACAAGUCAACGUAACUCUGUUUCAACACAAGGUGCUUUAUCGCGUCAACCAAGUCCGAUGAAUUCGCCUGCUCUGAAUCCUUUUAUAUAUGGCACCGAUGUAGAUUCUGUUGAUGUCGCUACUAGAGUAGCAACUGUUCGUUUCUUUAACUCACAAAAUACUUUGGCUAAUUUUGCUGAGCACACGCGUACACUACGUUUGUAUCCACGUCCAGUUGUCGCCUUUCAAAUAAACAGUUUCUUACGUUCGCGACCGCGUACUUCACAGUUCCUAAAUCAAUUCGCGCGUACACAGGCAGUGGAGUUUCUCGCUGAAUGGUCAUUGACGCCAACGAAUGUUGCUUUCUUGCGUGUGCAAACUGGUGUUAUGGAUCCUAUGCAAGUGGGUGAUAAGCCAAAAUGGUUUGCACAAUCGCUCACACCAAUACGUUUUUCUGUGUGGGAUGAUGGCAGUUCACUUAAUGGAGCAUUACGUUCGCUUAAGCAAUUGGAAUGCCAACCUACUGAUGAAAGUGGUUCAGAUUCUGAAGGUGCGGAGAGUUCCAGCUCAUCGUACUCAUCACUUAGUGACUUUGUUUCUGAAAUGGUUUCAUCAGAUUUAUCACCAAGUAUACAUGAUGUAUUUGGUUCCCAUAAUCGUCCGCACAAUGUACCUCAGACACUGUCAUCUAAUUUAGAUCCGGCGUUAGUUUAUCAUCCACCAAGUAAAUUACAGUACCCAGAAGGUACGAUUGAGCAUGUUAGUUCUAGAGAUGAUGAUGAUCGUGCAGAUUCACCUGUUUCAUCUUCAUCAAGUCGUUCGGAUUUAAGUUCUCCAAGUUUCAAUCGAGAUUCAGAGUUUGAUUUUCCUGCAAAAGCUGCUGGCCCCUUUGAGCUAGCGGCACCUGUAGCUAUGCGUUUAGAAGCCACCAUUAAAGCGGCUAGCAUUGAUAAUGAAGCUGAUGGUGUAAAAAGUACUGCACCCCAUAAAAUGCAGAAAAACGAAAGUGAUUUAGAACGUACUGGAUCGGAGAAAAAGAAAAUUCCUACAUCUAUAACACCACCUGUUAAACAGCCAAAUGUUUCUAAUAUAUUAGCACGUACUGGUAGUUCCGGUUCGAGUUCGGGCAGUCCUGGUCGUCAAGGGUCACAAGGUUCACUUUUUGAAAACUUUGCCUCGCACGCAAAAGAACUUGUUCGUGAAACUACACGUCAGAGUAGUCAAGAAGGAUUACUAGCACACAUGGAUAAGCAAUCGGUGGAAGAUAAUGUUACCGAAGACAUUGACGAAAAAGUGCGUCACACAUUUGAAAAGUUUACGCUUCAUGCCAAAAAAGCGGCUGGUGAAGCUUCCAAGCAGGCAUUGGAGGUUUCUAAACAGGCAGCUGGCGUUAGCAAAAAUACUUUCGAUGACUUGACUUAUGUGGGCAAAUCGACAUUGGGAGAUUUGACAAAGACAGCCAAAGAAGCUGCUACCAAGAAAGGAAUAAUUAAAAUUGAUGAGAAUGCGAGUAGUGUAGGUGUUCCUACAACGCAAGUGGCGACACAGAAACAAGUCCAAAAUACAGGCAACACAUUUUUCUCAUCUAUCGGGACCGAUUUCAAUGGCUUAGCAACUUCAACUUCAACAAUGUUUUCUGGAAUGUUCGGUAAAAAAAACCAGCAAAAACAAACCCCACAGCAACAACAACAACAAACCGCUGGAAGUACACAGCAAAAGCAGAAAACGGGUUUAAAUUUUGAUCCUUUUCCGGGUCGUAAGGGAUUAGUUGAGCGCACGCCAUUAAUAAAACAUGCUGGGCCCCGACAAACGCAAGAAGAGUUAGCAAGACAACAGAAUCAAGAACGCUCGCACAGUGAUUCAGAGAAUCAAGCUUUUCUGAAAGAUGUGACAAGUCAAGUAUUGGCAGGUGAAGGUGUUGGUUGGCUUAAAUUAAAUCGUUUUAAAAAAUUAAUGGAGGACGAAUCAUAUCGUACAUUGGUACUUAGUAAACUGAAUAGAACCCUGGAGAAAAAAAUCGCACCUGAUGAUCAUAUAGACGAUGUGUGUAUACCAAAGCCGGUGUGGAAAGGAAUGUUAAAGUGCUUACAAGCAGUUAGUUCUGGCUUAGAAGUUACAUUUUCAAAUUUUGGAUUAGGUGGUAUGGCAUCAGUUUUUCAAAUGAUGGAAAUUGCACACACACAUUUUUGGAGUAAAGAAUUUAACGAAGCAAGCGAUAUGUCUUCUAGUUUACUAUCCAGUCAUGUAACAAGUCCAAUGGGGAGUCGUGAAAAUUUACGUUCACCUGCAAGCCCAAAUGGUUCUCACUCAGGCUUAGGUAGCGAGUGGGCUUCCCAAACAGCUUCACCGCAGGAAUCACGUAAAAGUUCAACACACACAGAUCGAAUGGGUCAUACUACCGCUGCACGUAGAUUGUCUUCCACUGAAAGUCAAGACGGACAGUCAACUACAGAAAUGUUUAAAGAUAUGUUAGCACAAAAGCGCACAGCUUUGCUCAGCAAGUUAACGUCUUUCGAUUCCGAUGGUGCUGGCUCUACGGGUGCUCUCUCCGUGGUCAGUGAUCUCUUGCCAAGCGGUAGCUUGGGCGUACGAAUGCCUGCCAGUUGUCGUUCAACUGUGUCUGAUACUGAAUACGAAAAUACAACCACUUCGAAGGAUUCAAAGCGAAGUUCAGGAAACCUUUGGUCAGGAAAAUCAACACUAAGUGCAGGUUUUCGCUAUACAGGUGGACAUUUAAUAAACACCUCAUCUUCACCAUCACCAGAUAGCCCAAGAGUAUAUGUCUUUGAAGGCUUAUUAGGUAAGGAUCGUUCAAAUUUGUGGAACCAAAUGCAAUUUUGGGAAGAUGCGUUUUUGGAUGCCGUAAGUCAAGAACGAGAUAUGAUUGGCAUGGAUCAGGGUCCCAUAGAAAUGAUGGAGCGUUAUAAAGCAUUAAGUGAAUCUGAAAGAAAACGUUUAGAACAUGAUGAAGAUCGUUUGUUAUCAACUAUGUUAUACAAUUUGACUGCAAUAUUGGUUAUGCUGAAUGUUAGUAAAGAAGAAAUACGCCGCAAAAUACGUAGACUGCUUGGAAAGAGUCAUAUAGGUUUGGUAUACUCUCAAGAGGUCCACAAUUUGGUAGAUCAAAUCAAUAAUUUGAAUGGCAAUGGAAUUGAUUUGAAACCUCUUGGAUCUAGACUUUUAAUGGAGCGACAUACAGAAAUAGUUGGACCUUACAUUCAACAAAAAGUUGUCUUGAAUAAACCAUGUAAACAUCCAACAAAUACAGGUUAUAAAAACACUUAA